UUUGAAUCGUCCGAUCGAACAGACUGAAGCCGUUUUUUUUCCAACAUUCAAUUAAAUACUUUAACGAAUAGUCACAGAAUGCAAGGGCGUUAUCCCCCCGCAGUGAGGCAAAAGUAUUUCUACGCUAAUAGAUCGAGAUCGCUCAGCGCAAUUACCUGCUACCCAAACGGAUACCCAACUGGUUCUGUUUGCCAACACGCGCUUCCAAGUUCUUCAUUGAGCACUGGCGCUUCAGUGCUUUCAUCCUCAGGUGACUCCGGAAUCUCUAAAUCUUGGGCACCAAAACCGCAAGGCAAUUCUACAGUUCUGCAACAUCUCCACAAACAUGCUUCAACUUUCGGACUAGACGUGUCUUCUCUCCAGUCCAGAGCAGAUCCCUACAGUUGCGCAGAAAAAAUGGAUGAAAAAAAAAUGUCGAAUCAAGGUGACAACAUCCAUCAUCAAGGCCCAGCAUUCUUGUCAUGGAGGAAGUUACACCUUAGCAAAGCCAAGCUGAAAGCAGCGAGUAACACGUCAGCACUUUUGGCAGGAUUUGCAAUGGUAGCAGUUGUUGAAAUACAAUUAAAUAAUAAUAAUCCUGGAGGUGAACAACUUCCAAAACCCCUUUUGUUUUUAUUUGCUAUUUGCACAACUAUGCUAGUCGCAGUACACAUGCUAGCAUUGCUCAUUUCUACCUGCAUUCUACCCAACAUGGAAGCCAUCUCCAACUUACACAUACUUAGUUUGGUGAAUGAAUCUCCUCAUGAAAAGAUGCAUAUGUAUAUUGAACUCGCUUGGGGGUGCUCAACAGUGUUGGGUAUUUUACUCUUCAUGGUUGAAGUUGCAAUCCUUUGUUGGAUUCAAUUCUACAGUGUUUUAAAAGAAGCUGCCUAUGUUGCCACAGCAAUUUUGGUUCCAUUUGUCAUUCUUUUCAUUUGGUUCGCAAUCAUCUUUUAUCGAAAUCUAGUUGCACAUACCUACGAGACGAGGAAGUGUGGCAUUCAAGAACUUGAAGAACUGAAGCACGUUCUUGAAAUGGGCGAUGAGUUGACCACUCGGGAAAUUCGCAGUAGCCCAUUGGUCAAUAUUUGAAAAAGUUGUAGUUCCCCUGAAAGUUGAUUGUCAUUAUUUCAAAUUUUCUUUUAAAUUAAGCACACAUUUACUGCCGCAGUUGAAUUUCGAAUUACUCACCUAUUCGAGGCAGUCCAUUCUUGUUGUUUUCAUCCACUUUUUCUACUACUACUAUUAUGCAAAUCGUCGAGACUAUAUACUAGAAAUAAUUCCUUGGAAAUCGGAUAAACAGUAGUCAAUUUCUGAAGAGGUCUAGUGUCUAAAUUUUUCAAAUCAAGAUGAAAAUUCGGAAUCCAGGGAAUUACUGCUAUGUAACCUCGACACAAGUUAAAAUUUCCCUGUAAAAAUGUGGAAAUUUGUCUUCCUACAUAUAUUCUUUGUUUGAUUGAGCUUGAGCAAAGUUACAUUCACAAUUAAAAUAAUACCCACCUUUUGUUGUUUUUAAUAAUAUUUUUUGAUUUUUUCUUCACAAUAUCAUUUGGUGUAAAUAAUAUACUUCAAAAAAUGAUAAAAUAAUCAUCCACUGGAAAGUGAAAAUUGUUUUACUGAUUAUUUUAUGACCCUCGGCGUAAUUCUCAGAUUGUUAUCUUUAGUCUAUGGGAAGCUCGCCUCCAAUGCUCGCAUUACACACACAAAAAUAGCUUCGUAAAAUGUCUUGAUUAUUUCGAGUAUUAUAAAAUUCAGAAUCCCCUUCGCAAAAACCGUAAAUCAGCACGAUUGUCCCAUAGGUUGCGCUGAAUCAAAUGCUGGAAAAUCGUAGCCGUAGCAGACGACACUUUGUUACUAAAUUUCAACGUACUAUUUGUGACGCGUGUUUGUUUUGAAUAUACUUCGCGACGCUAAUUCUUGAUCAGUUUUAAAUGCCCGGAGGAUCAGGGUGUUUUAUACCAUAUUGUGAUACAGGAAGGAAAGGAUGUACAGAAAAGAGAACAGUGUUCAGUGUUCCUCGAGAUGUUGAAUUGUUUAAAAAAUGGAGAGAAGUUGUGCCUAAAGCUCAAAGGGAACUUGGCCCAAAUGAUAAAGUUUGCCAUGUACAUUUUGCUGAGAAUGACAUCAGAAAAGGAUUAAGGGUUGUUGUUGGGGGAAAAGAAGAUAUUUUCCCCAUGCUUUGGAGGCUAAAGCCAACAGCAGUUCCUCAAUUCUUCCCUAGCAAAAGUCUUGAACCGAACCUCAUUCCCGAAGGCUAUCGUUCUAAGCGGAUACGAAAGGGCCCUCGAAAACCGAUUGAGAAUCCCUCAAAAAUGGCUAGAUCUAGCGAGUCUACUGAAAACUUAAUUGAAAACGCUACGAGUAUCCCGUCAAACGGAAGUGAUAUGCGUGAAGACGAAUUCUCGAGCUUUAAUUCUCGAAUAGGUCAAGAAGAAUCAGUGCCCUCAACAGACACAGGAUCGACAAACAUUUCUUUUCAAAACGUAGUCAAACAAUCCACCGAGGAAACAACAAACACAACUACAGAUGUAUCGACUGGUCAAAGUAGCCGACCAUCGUUUGUGGAUCCACAACAAGCAAAGUUACCACCAUCUUGGAAUUGGCAUUCCAUUGAACAUCCUCAAAAAAGACAACUUUGCCUGUUGCCAUCCGUUAGCUUGGGAGAAGUUAUUGUUGUUAAAGCUAUCGAAAUAACAACGAACAACUCUGUUCUUUACUAUGUGUUUGGUAAAAGAUUCGACUCAGUGGAUCUGGAAUACCGAUUUCAAUCUUUAUCUGAAUUUGAAGAAAUUCUCAACAAUUUUGAUAAAGCUAAGACAUGUAAAGGAUGUAUGGAUUCAACAUUUCUCAAUAUUAAAUUCUGUGCAAGUGGGCAUUAUCAUGGUGGUGUGUGGCGCUCAAAUAAAUGCCAACUUUUGGAUAAAUCUACCUGUUACGAAUGCGUCAAGCUUAGAAAUAUCCUUAAGCCAAGAGCUAAGAAGAAAAACAAGGAAACGAAUCUUUAUUCUCCUGUUUGAUUUCACAACUCUUGCCUACGAUUAUACAAAUGUGGAUUAUUUUUUUAAUACAAAGAAAUCCUUCAAUGUU
Molecule: messenger RNA, 3066 nt
Organism: Daphnia pulex (common water flea)
Lineage: Eukaryota; Metazoa; Arthropoda; Branchiopoda; Diplostraca; Daphniidae
Gene: Orai
Product: calcium release-activated calcium channel protein 1-like
Exons: 9
Coding region: 79-1071 (330 amino acids)
Biological process (GO): store-operated calcium entry
Cellular component (GO): membrane
Molecular function (GO): store-operated calcium channel activity
Source: RefSeq, a predicted model, not a curated record